AUUUAUCUCUUUUUUUUUGUAUUCAGUAUCGUUCAGAAUGGAGACUCUACGUAGAAGAAAUCCUAUUUUGAGUGAAAAAAAUGAGUCGACAAAUACAGCAUUACUGAAUCACGUAGCGAAGGUUGACUUGUUCAGAAAACCAAAGGAAGAUUUCAAGAGAUCGCAGACUUAUCUGGGAGGAUGUAUUAGUGCUUUCACUUUUUCCGUGAUUAUCCUCUUCAUUUUAUGGGAGGCUUUCUCUUACAUUUCCGGUAGAAAUUCAUAUUUUACAACAUUAACUCUUGAUGACAAUGCAAAUCGUUCUAUGGAUGUAUAUAUAGACAUUUUGUUUCCAUCCCUACAGUGUUAUCGCAUCAGUAUUGAUACACUUGAUGUAUCGGGAUCAAUAAGAUUUAAUAUCGAAAGGAAUUUAUACAAAAUACCUGUUACAUCUAACGGAAUCUUAACAUACAGAGGUGAUUUGCCAUUUAGAACUGAGGAAAGUAAUCUGAAUUAUGAUCCCUCAAAUCACCCCGAGUUAGCUAAUUAUUGUCUGCCAUGCUUUCUGCCUGAAGAUCGUUCUAAAAUCGAGAAGAUGUCAAAGAACGAUGCUAGCUUUAAUCCUAGCAUGUGCUGCAAUACAUGUGAAGAUGUUCAGAGGAUGUAUGCAAAUACAGGACUUGAUCUUCCUUCCCUCAGAGUAAUACCUCAAUGCAUCUCUGAAUUAUCUACAAACGAACCUGGCUGCAAUAUUGUUGGAUCUAUAAAUAUGAAAAAAAUUCCAGGAUUUCUUGUCUUUCUACCUACACAUGCUGGAUAUAGAUUUAACGUUAGUAACCUUUUAGCCUUUAACACUAGUCAUGUUAUUAAAAAAAUUGUCAUUGGGGACAGAAAUGUUCGACGGUUUUCUCGCACUGGAGUUUCGUACCCACUGAACGGUGAACGUUACACUACUCCAACUUUUUCUGAGGUCAAAUAUUUUCUUAAGGUCGUCCCGACAACAUAUAAUACUAAGGAAAAACAGAAUAGUAGCCAAAGGACUUAUGAGUACAGUGCACAAAUGAAUGAUAGAAAAUUUUCAAUUGUCUCUAGUGUAAUACCUGCAGUUAUUUUUGGGUUUGAUAUCUCACCAUUUCAGAUAAACAACUACUUUUUGCGUCCUCCCUUGUUACGAUUCUUGAUAAAGCUUUGCGGCAUAGUUGGCGGUGUAUUUGUAGUUUUGAGUAUUGUUGAUAGUGUAAUUGAUUAUUUUGCACGACUGGUUUUUAAGAAUUCUUGA
Phytomonas sp. Hart1 is the source of this 1258-nucleotide messenger RNA. The record is from the annotation of a GenBank genome assembly. Lineage: Eukaryota; Euglenozoa; Kinetoplastea; Trypanosomatida; Trypanosomatidae.